AUGGUAAAAUAUAAUAAGCAUUAUAAAAAUAAUAAAGAGUAUCUAAAACGUUUUGAUAUUUUUCAAGAUAAUUACAAUUUUAUUUUAAAUCAUAGAAAUAAAAAUGGUGAAAAUAUUGAAAUGGAUUUAAAUGAAUAUUCAGAUUUAACACAAAAAGAAUUUGCUGAUAAAUUUUUUGAAAAAUUAGUACCUGAACCUAGAUCUGGACCAAUUAAUGAUAUUAAAGCAACACCUUUUAAACAUAAUGUUAAUGCAACAAUUCCAAAAUCAUUUGAUUGGAGAGAUCAUGGAGCUGUGGGUAAAGUAAAAAACCAAGGAUCAUGUGCAUCAUGUUGGUCAUUUAGUGCACUCGGAGCUCUAGAAGGCCACUAUUAUAUUAAAUAUGGUGAAUUAUUGGAUUUAAGUGAACAAAAUUUGGUGGAUUGCGCAACACCAUUCGGCCCAAAAGGUUGUAAAACUGGAUGGAUGCAUGAUGCAUUUAAAUAUAUCAUUUCAAGUGGUGGUGUUAAUUUGGAAUCACAAUAUCCAUACACAGGAAAGGAUGAAGUUUGUAAAUUUAAUCAAAGUGAAAAAGAAGCAAAGGUAUCUGGAUUUGUAAUGAUUCCAAAAUUUGAUGAAAGUGCUCUAAUGGAAGCAAUUGCUUUAUAUGGUCCUGUUGCAGUUCCAAUUGAUACGUCAACUAAAGAAUUUCAACAUUUAAGUGGUGGAAUAUAUUAUAGUGAUUCUUGUGACCCAUGGAAUACCAUACAUGCUGUUUUGGCAAUUGGAUAUGGAACUGAUGAAAAUGGUGUAGAUUACUUUUUAAUGAAAAAUUCUUGGGGAAAAAGCUGGGGAACAAAUGGCUUUUUCAAAGUUAAAAGAGGAGUUAAAGGAAAAUGUGGGAUUGUCACAGCAGCAUCUUACCCUAUAGUUGCUUAA
Messenger RNA from Dictyostelium discoideum AX4, 918 nucleotides. RefSeq lists its product as hypothetical. The record is from RefSeq and is a predicted model, not a curated record. Gene Ontology annotation, biological process: proteolysis. Gene Ontology annotation, molecular function: cysteine-type peptidase activity. The transcript is spliced from 2 exons. Bases 1 to 918 code for a protein of 305 amino acids. NCBI's taxonomy places the organism in Eukaryota, Evosea, Eumycetozoa, Dictyosteliales, Dictyosteliaceae.